AUGUUACAAUCUAUCCCAACAUACGCGUUGUCUAUAUUCUUGGCUCUUAAGGGUGUGAUCGAGGAUCUUCAUUAUAAGUUAAGAAGAACUUGGUGGUCUGGAAAGGAUAGAGGAAAAUACUGGUCGAUGCUCCCUUGGAAGAAUUUGUGUCAGCCAAAAGGGAUGAGGGGUAUUGUUCCGUCAUCCAAGUACUUCCCUGAUGGUAAUUUUUUUAAAGCCAAACAUAAGGAUAAAGCUUCGUUCACUUGGUCGAGUAUAGCAGGUGUUGCAGAGAAGUUGAAAAAUGGGUUCGGCUGGCAAAUUGGCAAUGGUAAUUAUAUUAAUAUUAGGGUUGAUAACUGGGGUAUGGAAGACUUAAAUGGUGGCAAUCUUGAUUCUAAUAUGAUUAACCCUAAAUUCAACAAUGUUACAGAUCUUUGGGUGGAGAAUGAAAGAAAAUGGGAUAUAGAUAAAGUUUAUUUGAUGGUGUUUGCUUGGAGAGUUGAUCACGAGCUUCUUCCCAUGAAUGUCAAAAUUUCUUCCAUCAGAAAUGGCUUUAACCAAGGUUGCCCUAGAUGUGGAGCCACGAAUGAAACCCUCUUGCAUGCUUUUAGAGGCUGUCCCAUUUCUCGUGAAGUUCUGUCCAUAGGUGGGUGGGAUAUGAGUGUAAUGAUGAAGCAAUACGAUAGAUGUGUAGAUUGGCUUGAGAAUAUGAUGAGAAUCCUGGACAAAAGAGCUAUGGCCGAUUUGAUAACCACUUUAUGGAACUACUGGAAUAGCAGGAACAAUUUCAUCUUUAAAGAUAAAAAAGACAAAGCACAGGCUGUUGAGGAUAGGGCUAGCAACCUUGGCGAAGAGUUUCGAAUCUAUAAUUUGUUGAAUGCCCCUAUGUUUUCCCAAAACGAAGUUAUUAAGAAAUGA
Messenger RNA from Gossypium arboreum, 900 nucleotides. RefSeq lists its product as uncharacterized. NCBI's taxonomy places the organism in Eukaryota, Viridiplantae, Streptophyta, Magnoliopsida, Malvales, Malvaceae. The coding region runs from base 1 to 900 and encodes 299 amino acids. The record is from RefSeq and is a predicted model, not a curated record. The transcript has 3 exons.